GAGGUUAUGUUAGUUUGUUUUGAUUUUAAUCGUGUGAACAAGUGUAUUUUUCCCAAUUUUCAUUAAUUUUCCACAGAGAAAAAAUGUCUGAAGGUGGAAAGAAAAUGAAGAAAUUUUCUCAGCAGAAUCAGCAACAGCGACUGGCCAAAAAGGUCCAAAUUGCCAAGAAGGAUCCUGUGAGGGAGAAGCCGGAAGACAAAAAACCAAAGAUUCUCUUGAAGCCUAAGGAAAAGGUUGAGAAUCCUGAGCAAGACAAUGCAAGUGUAUCUAUUGCUAAACCAGCUGUUCAGGUGGUGACAAAAGUUGAACCUCCAAAGGAAGAGGAACAUCAUCAGGUUCAGGAAAUGACUAAACCCUGUGAACUUGUUUAUUCAAAUUUCGAGAUGAACAAGAGAGCUUCAGAGUAUCUCAGUGACUCGAAUGUUUUCUUCAAAGUCGUGGGGGUUAUUGGGACCAAAGGUAGCGGGAAGAGUACAAUUCUCAACAGCCUGGUUCAGGAGAGACUUAAGAGUGCUGAUGAUAGGAAAAUAUUUCCGGAAUUUAGAGAGGGCAGAAAUUUAAGUGGACUGCAGAUGUUUAUAACAAAUGACCGGACCAUUUUACUGGAUUUCCAGGAAUCCUUCACAAAUGAAGCAGACACAAUAAAGAUGAUAAUGUUUGCUUUAUCCCUGUGCCAUGUCCUUUUGAUAGUUCAGAAUGACUAUUUGGACAUGAAUUUGAUGAAGCAUGUUAUAUUUGCUGAAAUGAUGAAGUUCAACACGGGAAAUAGGAUUUGUCCAGAUGGACCUAAUGUUAUUUUUGUAAAAAAUCGCACAACAGCUUUGGAUGUAGCCCAAGGACGCGUGGAAGUGUGGCGAAAAGUACUCGAAAAACUAUUCAGGGAUUCCAAAUUGAACAUUUACACAGAAUAUCCGGAUGAAGCCACCAAGACAUCAAAGAAUGCAGUUAAAUGUACCAAGCAGAUCAAUUUAAUUGAAUUUCCAGAUCUACAGUGCAAAAACUAUGUGAAUUCUAAGGAUGUUACAAAUGCCACUGAGGAGUUGCUCUGUAGUGUCUUCAGGCACCUCAAGAAUCCUCUUAAGACCUCCCAGACGAUCUUUACGGAGAGACUGUGGUGGCAAUUGGCGAUGAAUCUCUGUGAUACGCACAAAACUGAAUACUUCCUCAGAAAGUACGAUCAUCUUACCAAUGCAAUUAAUUCAACAACAGUUGAUGGUCAUGGAAAAGAUAGAUAUGCUCUCAAUUAUCACGUGGACUCAUAAGCUGCCAAGAGAGAGGCUGGUCAGAGGCAGAGAAUAAAAAAGGCAAAAAAUUUUACUGAUAAACUGUGGCCAGGAGGUUUCUCUUGCGUUGCUCCACGGGCUUGUAAGCAUGCUGGUAAACACUGGCCAGGCGCCAGAUUUCCGGAUAACCUCCCUGACCGGCUCCACCUCGCCAACAAGCGAAUGGAGGAGCCAAGGUCUCAAUAUUGUAAUUCUUCUUUGCAUAGGGGUCUCGUGGUUUGGGUACUUUGAUAGUCUUCCUGACACGCUGUUUAUCCGAACCAUUCGAUGAAAUACUCUGUCCACAUCCACUGUCCGAAUCAUUUCUCACCAAACGAGCAUUUGAAGCUGCCGUGGGCUUGGUGUACUCGCACAGACGCAUUGGACGCUGAGGCUUAGCAGAACUUCGGGCUUUUGUUUCAACCAAAAUGGGAGUGUGUUUGAUGCAAACCAAUUCACACUCAUUCUGAGCCCUUUCGGCCAAUUCCACGAGAUUGGGUGAGCUCUUGUAGGUGCGACUGAGGGGCUUCGAUGACUGAAGCUCGGCAGAGCGGGAGACACUUUUGGGGCGACUGAUUGAGUGAUCAGCAGGAACAUUCAUGGUCAGAGCGCUUCGACUGCGAUUUCCCCCUUCGCCGCAGCAACAAGUGCGUCCUAAUAAUAAAAUAAUGUUUUAAAAAAAUCUACUAUUCAACUUUAUGAAUAAAUUUUUUGAGACCCCUGAAAA
Messenger RNA from Phlebotomus papatasi, 1989 nucleotides. RefSeq names its product protein SMG9. The record is from RefSeq and is a predicted model, not a curated record. The transcript is spliced from 2 exons. Lineage: Eukaryota; Metazoa; Arthropoda; Insecta; Diptera; Psychodidae. Bases 84 to 1262 code for a protein of 392 amino acids. Gene Ontology annotation, biological process: nuclear-transcribed mRNA catabolic process, nonsense-mediated decay.